Molecule: messenger RNA, 1143 nt
Organism: Brachypodium distachyon (stiff brome)
Lineage: Eukaryota; Viridiplantae; Streptophyta; Magnoliopsida; Poales; Poaceae
Product: transcription factor bHLH148
Exons: 1
Coding region: 185-820 (211 amino acids)
Biological process (GO): regulation of DNA-templated transcription
Source: RefSeq, a predicted model, not a curated record
CCUCCCACCCCUCCUCCAUCCCACCCCUCCUCUUCCCCUGCCUCUACAAACACCAAGCCAAGCCGCCCGGGAGGGAGAGAGCGGAAGAAAUAGUUAGAUCACAAACUGCCUAAUCCUGCUUGCCUUCCGGUUUCCGUGCAAUCCGCCGAGUUCUUUGUGAGAAUUGUUGCGCCGUGCGCUUGCAAUGGCAUCCACGUCGAGCUCGACGGCUGUGGAUGAGAGGGAGCGGAAGCGGAAGCGGACAUCCGGGGGAGAAUCCCCUGCGGCGGGGGCGGAGGCGCAGCCUUCCAAGUGGCAGACGCGGCGCGAGCACGAGAUCUACUCGUCGAAGCUCUUCGAGGCGCUCCGCCUUGUCCGCGCGGGGUCACCGGCGUCGUCGACGACCACCCCGGCGCGCAGCCGGCUCGUCCGGGAGGCGGCCGACCGCGCGCUCGCGGUGGCGGCCCGCGGGCGCUCGCGCUGGAGCCGCGCCAUCCUCGCCUCCCGCCGCCGCCGUCUCCAGGCCGCUCACCGCGCGCGCCUCCGCGCCCCAACCGUCCCGCCCUCGCGCCACCCCUCCGCCGCUGGCACCUCGGCCGCACCGGGCAAGGCCUCCAAGACCCCUGCGCUCGCGAGGAAGGCGAAGGUGCUCGGGCGGCUAGUGCCCGGCUGCCACAAGCUGCCGUUCCCGGCGCUCCUCAGCGAGGCGUCCGACUACAUCGCGGCGCUCGAGAUGCAGGUGCGCGCCAUGACGGCUCUGGCCGAGGUCCUGUCCAGCGUCUCCUCCUCAGCUUCAGCUUCAGCCUCCGGAAGCAGCUCCUCCUCGCCGCCCCCGGCGUGACCCAAGCUUCACGAUUCGUGUAUUCGUUCGUUGUAAAGUUUCCCCGUUUUUUCCCAUUUAAUUUUCCUCCUGGGAUUAGUUAGCCUCCUCCUCUCUCUAGUCUCCCCUGUUCUUUCUUAAGUUGGUUGAGCGGUUGGUUAGUGUUGUGGUGGUGAUAAUGAUGGCAUUCUGGUGAUUAACCCGUGCUGUAAUGCCUGUAGUAGGCACAUUCGUUUUGUUCUACUUCAUUCGCUUUCUCCUCGGGAUUAGGUUGUUUCUUUCCUUCUCCCUGGAAUUGGAUCGCAUCUCUGAUAAAUGCAUCAGGCGUCUCAUGUUUCAGAUCA